Fusarium pseudograminearum CS3096 is the source of this 1428-nucleotide messenger RNA. RefSeq lists its product as uncharacterized. The record is from RefSeq and is a predicted model, not a curated record. NCBI's taxonomy places the organism in Eukaryota, Fungi, Ascomycota, Sordariomycetes, Hypocreales, Nectriaceae. Bases 1 to 1428 code for a protein of 475 amino acids. The transcript is spliced from 2 exons.
AUGACCACAGCUACGCAGCAACAGCAGCACCAACCACCACAACCACAUCUCGGUUUUAUUGUCGACACAUACGAUCCGGAUGAUGUGGUUCCUCGAGGGAGCCCCCUCAUGACCCCGCUUCGUCCCAAGCUCGAGCCGUCUCCAAGUCCUCCUCCAGAAAUACCUGCAACUCAAGUCAGUCUUAGUACUUCCUGUAUCGGCGGUCGCGGCAAGUCUAAUCGCCACAAGGUUCGUCCAACUUCUGGGGACGCCGUUCUAGUCGCUUAUCUCGACAAUGGACGUGAUCCUGAAAUCGCUCGCGCAGCCGGCCGCGAAAGUCUUCCAUGCGACGAAGAAUCGCCCGACGAAGACGCUCAAGAUAGGCCCGCAAACGAUAAUCUCAUGAGCGGGCCGUCGCUUCGGCACCUUGCCGCAGGCGCACUGCAAGCUGCUUCAAUAGCUACAGCGCCAUCCACCCUCGCAGCCGCAGUACCCAAAACGAUACCCGACAUAUCGAUACCGACCGGCCAGCUUUCAAUUCAUGAUGAGCCUCCAGUUAACGCCUUACCUACUUCGCGAUAUGUUCCUACCAACAGAGUUACAUCACCACUAAUCCCACCCAGCGGGCCCUUGCCGCCGCUUCAUGGAGUUCGUGCGCCAGUCGGCGAAUCUAAGGAGACGAUACCCUCACAGUCUCUUCCAUCUCUGCGUUCCACUUUCGGAGAACUCAGAGAUCUGGCUCCCGAACAUUUACCCGAACAGGAACUUGGACGUGUCCCUUCAGGGCCAUCCUCAACUUUUCCUGCCUCGCCAGCUGGAAAUAUCGGGCAUCGCUUCAGUGUAAGCACUCUCUCGUCUUCACCUUGUUCACCGCCCGAAGGUUAUAGAACACUUUCUCCGCAUUCUGCUCCAAGCGCGAGUAUUCACUACUAUGCAACAAAUGGCACUCAUCCUCGAGCCCCGACAGAAUAUAGUAGCAGUAGCAAUGCUGGUGAGACUCCAAAUACCGAUCAUUCUGUUUCUACACCCGCCACUUCUACCUCAAUCAACUCUGCAUCUAUCACUGAUCGCAUGAGCAUUGAUGGCAUCACGCAUCCGCAACAUAUGACCGGCUCCUACACAUGCACAGUCCCGGGGUGCAAUGCUGCUCCAUUUCAGACUCAGUAUCUCCUCAACUCUCAUAUGAAUGAUAUGUGUGCCCAUACUGUCCUGACAGGGAACAUAAAUAUCCACGACCGGAUAAUUUACAGCGGUACGUCACCUCGCAAGCUCAACUAUGAUUUGAUUGCGUUUCCAACUAUCGACUCGAAUAUUGACAGUGGUGGCCAUAGACACGUUCGUGUUCAUCACCCAGACAAAGACAAAGACGAUCCACAACUACGAGAUGUACUCGCUCAACGACCAGACGGACCCAAUCGUGGUCGGAGAAGACGUGGACCACCCACGUGA